Messenger RNA from Fusarium sp. VM40, 2499 nucleotides. The record is from the annotation of a GenBank genome assembly. NCBI's taxonomy places the organism in Eukaryota, Fungi, Ascomycota, Sordariomycetes, Hypocreales, Nectriaceae.
AUGUCAAGCAAUCGUUAUCUCGACCUGGAAAGCCACCAAUCCACUUCGGCUACCCGUCCAACCUUGAACACCAGCCAGCCCCAGGCUCCCGAGUCGUCAAAUAACUCCAACGCAUCCAAGGCCAGGAAGAGGAAGGGCCAUCGCGGUGGCAGAAAGAAGCGAACGCGCAGAAAGAGCUUCGCCGCCUUGGACGAUGAUGACCAUGAUGAGGCUCGCGAAGCAUCUGGGGAGGGUUUCUUCAACCUCCCUAGAGCCAAUCUGAGCAAUACCAGCAUCGACAGUGAAACACUCUUAGAUCAUCGAGAUCAUCAACCCUUGCGACCCAGGCGAACUUCAACCGCACCAACCUCUACAGGUGUCCCAGCCUCACCUUUUUCAGGCUCGGCUGUCAAUCGCCUGCGAUCAAUACCAGCGGCAUCUAUCGAGGAAGAAAACCCGCAAUGGGACGAAAACGCACCUUUACUCGGUGAAUCGGUGACUUCUGGUUACGGCGCAAGCGAUGCAAGGUCAAACAUGACGAGAAGCCGUCGCGCAUCCAAUAAAUCUUCGACAACGCGCCUGGGAACCUCGUCUGGCCACAGGGACGGUUACGAUAUCAACGCCCCUCCUUCAAUGCCAGGCUCCCCCACCUUCGGCACUGCCGACCGUAUAGAACUGAGCUUGGGGGAUGUUAUGAUACGAGAUGGUCUUGGGGCAGCUCGCGACGAUUCCCCGCACCGCUUAAUGGGCGAAAUUGACGGGCUCUCUGACGUUGAUGGCAUGAAUGACAAUCGCCCUGAUAUGGGACGACGAUUACCAACCGGGGCUGAGCAGGAUGUUUGCUUUCCUGCUCCUGGAAUGUCCGAGCUCGGCGAUGAUGACAUGCACUCGCAGGCUCAUGACAACCGCCAGUAUCGAACGCGUCGCCGUCGCGGUCAAUGGCCCGACUUGUCUGUAUUGGAAGAAUGGAGUCAUAUGGAGAAAGAGGACCGGACAGAAGAACGUCGCGUAAAGAGGAUAACUGAACCACAGCUUAUCAAUGGCCGAUUGCGUCCAGUACGCAAGGGAUGGUACCAGACAGACGAAGAGACCCCUUACCGAUUCACAUACUUCAACGAAGAGUUCCAAAGCACAAUUCAUAGCCAGACUAUUUCUGAGCUGGUGCAACCUGGAGGUGGAUUCCGGGAGCUCUUUCUUCCAGACCCUCCGAUACUUUCAGACGAUGAGUCUGACGAAGACGACAUGGAUCCUAUGUCCCUGCCUACCAGGUUCCGAAAUCAGAGUGGCGGAACAGAGACCAACUCCAAGGUCCACACACGUCAGCCGUCACUAUCGACAAUGCAUGAUCACCCUGAGUUGCGUGAAGGCACUACGUCUCCGUUUAAGGAUCAUCUGGCGCAUGCAGCCUCAAUAGAUGAAUCGGGUCAAGCGACGCCUACUGGCCGGAAAUCUGCAGAUGAGAACGCCAACAACUCUCAAAAUACCAGCGGGGAUUCGAGAGAGAAAACCAUCAGAUACGGUGACAGGCCGGUCUGGUGGCUCGAUGUCCUCUGUCCAACCGAGCCUGAGAUGAAAGUUAUAUCCAAGGCUUUCGGUAUUCACCCACUUACUGCAGAGGACAUCAUGCUCCAGGAGGCUCGUGAGAAGGUUGAGCUUUUCCGGCAUUAUUACUUUGUUAAUUAUCGAUCAUUCGACCAAGACAACAACAGCGAUAACUUCCUCGAGCCCGUGGAUAUGUAUGUUGUUGUCUUCCGCGAAGGUGUAUUGAGCUUCCAUUUUUCAAAGACACCUCAUCCCGCGAACGUCCGUCGCCGAAUUCGCCAACUGAAGGAUUACCUCAUCCUUUCUUCUGACUGGAUUUCAUACGCUCUUAUUGACGAUAUCACGGAUGUCUUCGCUCCGCUGAUACAAAAUAUCGAGGACGAAGUAGACGAGAUCGACGACGCCAUUCUGAAAUUGCAUUCAUCUUCCGAUAAGAGAAUUAGCGAGGACUCUGCUAAGAAUGAUGAUGCACUCACGGCCUCAGACCCGAGCACGGAUAUGCUUAGGCGAGUGGGAGACUGCAGAAAGCGAGUUAUGAGUCUAUACCGAUUGCUAGGUAACAAGGCAGAUGUUAUAAAGGGGUUUGCCAAGCGCUGCAACGAACGCUGGGAGGUUGCACCGCGAUCUGAGAUUGGUCUAUAUCUUGGUGACAUUCAGGAUCACAUCGUCACCAUGACUGCUAAUCUGGGCCACUAUGAAAAGAUUCUGGCGCGCUCUCACGGUAACUAUCUUGCGCAGAUCAACAUACGAAUGAACGAGCGCCAAGAGCAAACGGCUGAUGUCCUUGGUAAACUUACUGUUCUCGGUACAAUUGUGCUACCCAUGAACAUAAUCACUGGUCUGUGGGGUAUGAACGUUUGGGUUCCAGGCCAGGAGUACGAAGGAGAUCUUACGUGGUUCUUCUGGAUCACCGCCGGUCUCCUGUUCUUUGGCUUGGCGUGCUUCAUGAUUGCAAAGAGAGUAUAUAACAUUGUUUAA